Messenger RNA from Telopea speciosissima, 1930 nucleotides. Its product is annotated as E3 ubiquitin-protein ligase RGLG2-like. The coding region runs from base 206 to 1735 and encodes 509 amino acids. The record is from RefSeq and is a predicted model, not a curated record. NCBI's taxonomy places the organism in Eukaryota, Viridiplantae, Streptophyta, Magnoliopsida, Proteales, Proteaceae. The transcript is spliced from 11 exons.
CUUUCCUGGAACUUGCUUUUGCUUGAGCAAAUUGUGUACAUAGCCUGAGGGAGGGGAAGAAAGCCGCUGAGUCUUCUGUAUAGAGAUUCGUUCUUUUGUAUCUCAUCGGUGGAAAUUUCUGCAUUACCUUUUCCACUUUCUUGUUAGCUGGUAAUUUGAAUAAGAAUUAGUUUUAUGCUGUUGCAACUUACAAGUUCGAAGUUGCAUGUUCCUCUUCCAGCUUUUGUUAGGUUCCUUAUGGUGGCUGGUUGCUUUGUUGGUGGUGGGUUUGAUUACUUCUGCCAGUUUUAGGGCUUUUGUUGCGGAGGUGAGAGGUCAGAUUUUUAGCAUAUCAGACUGUUUCAGUAGAUUACAGAGUUUGAUGGGGGGUAAAAGUUCAAGGGAGAGUUCCAGUUCGAGAUACAAUUCGUCGUAUGGGUCGAGUUCUUCCUUUAAUCAUCAUGGCUAUCCGCAAUCGCCAUAUACUCAACAACCCCCAUCCUAUGCGCCCCAGCAUCAGUAUGCGCCUCAGCCGCAGUAUGCGCCUUCUUCACCUUCACCAUAUGGUAAUCGGGGCAAUCCAAGAAAGAAGUUGGAGAGGAAGUAUUCCAGGAUAGCUGAUAACUACAAUUCCUUGGAACAGGUUACGGAGGCUCUUGCACAUGCUGGUCUCGAAUCUUCUAAUCUCAUUGUUGGUAUUGACUUCACUAAAAGCAAUGAGUGGACAGGUGCUAGGUCAUUCAAUCGACGAAGCUUGCAUCACAUUGGAGACACUCUAAAUCCCUACGAGCAAGCAAUAUCUAUCAUUGGAAGAACAUUAACUGCUUUUGAUGAGGAUAAUUUGAUACCCUGUUUUGGAUUUGGAGAUGCAUCAACACAUGAUCAAGAUGUCUUUAGUUUCUAUCCUGAUGAGAGACCUUGUGAUGGGUUUGAGGAAGCAUUGGCUCGAUACAAAGAAAUAGUCCCGAAUUUACGAUUGGCAGGACCAACAUCAUUUGCCCCUAUUAUUGAAAUGGCUAUGACUAUUGUCGAGCAAAGUGGUGGCCAGUACCAUGUUUUAUUGAUAAUAGCUGAUGGGCAGGUAACAAGAAGUGUCGAUACGGAGAAUGGCCAGCUAAGUCCACAGGAGCAAAAAACUGUUGAAUCAAUCGUGAAAGCAAGUGCGUACCCUUUGUCAAUUAUUUUAGUCGGAGUUGGAGAUGGACCUUGGGAUAUGAUGAGGGAAUUUGAUGACAAUAUACCUGCUCGAGCCUUUGAUAAUUUUCAGUUUGUGAAUUUUACAGAGAUUCUGUUGAAGAAUGUACCAGUUUCCAGGAAAGAAACAGAGUUUGCUCUUGCAGCCUUGAUGGAAAUACCUUCUCAGUAUAAGGCGACAAUAGAGCUCAACAUACUGGGUCGCCGUAGAGGGGAGGCUCCAGACAGGGUUCCUCUCCCCACGCCUGUAUAUGGUCAAGCUUCUGGCAACUCAAAACCUUCUUCUCGUUCAAGUAGUUUCCAGCAGAGGCAAAGUAGUUUCCAGCAGAGACAAAGUAGUUUCCAGCAAAGAGAACCUCCUUAUUAUGAAAAUGAGAAGACUUACAGUACUGCUCCACCUGCAAGUUCUGCUUAUGAUAACCAGGUCUGCCCUAUCUGCCUUACUAAUCCUAAAGAUAUGGCUUUUGGUUGCGGACAUCAGACCUGCUGUGAGUGUGGACAAGACCUUGAGUUCUGCCCUAUCUGCCGGAGUUCCAUACAUACUAGAAUUAAGCUCUACUGAAUGACUUCAACGAACAGUUCCUCCCCUAUGCAUGAUUUGUGCACCACCUGCAAUUAGUAUUGGCAACUUUUUUGUAAAUUCUUUUGACUCAGGGGAAUGACCUUUAUGUGUUAGUUGAAUUUCAUGGCAGGAUGAUGUCCAUAGCUUGGGUGGACGGCAUGAAUCUAAGGAGAUCUGAUUGUCCCUCUUGUACAU